AUGUAUCCAAUAUCCAGGAGUCACGCGGUUCUCGCCAAGGUCAACUCAGCCAACCAACUCAAAUUGACAGUUACUGGUUCCGCCGCCAAAAAUUUCUAUUUUUUCCCCUCCCUUCAUCGACUCAACUCAACUACAAUACAAAUUGCGGCUGGCAAGGAGAAAAAAGAAGAAGAAGUGAGAAGUGCAAACACCACGCCUCGGGCAGCUCGUGUAUAAAAGCGGUCUGAUCUACCGUCAAACAGCACUUCAGCUCGGAAUUCCUCAGCUUCUCAUCAACAUGCAGGCCAAGAUGUGAGUUUCAAUUACAUAUAAAACUUCGAAAAAAGCUCCAAAAUAUGGGGAAAAUUAUUUUCUUUCCUGAAUGAAGCUCUAAAAAUCAUCGUUUGUAUUUUGAGAAGCAAAAUUCGAAUCUCUUACAAAACUUUAAUAAAAAAUCAAUAUGAUUUCCCUUCCUAAUAAAAUCUUCUGAGCUCAAGAAAACUGACUAAUUUCGUACAGGAAACUUGGAAAUAACCUUAUAAAAUUUUACCUUUCCUAAUCUUAUACAAAAAUAUGAAUGUUCCAUUGAAAAACCAGUUGGACCUAUGUUUCAGAAAGAGAUAAAAAACGUAAUCUUCAAAAGAUUAAUAAUCACAAACUUGUUUUUUGCCUAGAAGCAGCACUAACGUACAAAAAACUUUUCUAAUCGCGAAAUUAACCUAAAAAUUGAAUAAUACUUCAGUAAAUCUCCAAGUUUUCAGACUUGUGUCCGAAAAUGACUUUUUAAAUAGCCAGCAAGCUGUUUAAUUUGUUCAAGAAAACUCCGAGUCCCUUUUUGCAUUCUCCUUUAAAUUUUUUUCCAAAGCAUCAAUUUCCAGCCUCCUCCUCGUCGCCCUCGUCGUCCUCUGCACGAUCGUCAGCGAGACCUCCGCCCAGUACUACGGUUACGGUGGAUAUUACCCAUCCUACUACGGUAGCUACGGAUACGGUGGCUACGGCUACGGCGGAUACGGAUACAGCGGAUACCCCUACUACGGUUACGGCUAUGGCAAGCGCGAGGCCGGUUUCGGUCCGUCGCAGACCCAACAGAACUGA
Molecule: messenger RNA, 1074 nt
Organism: Caenorhabditis auriculariae
Lineage: Eukaryota; Metazoa; Nematoda; Chromadorea; Rhabditida; Rhabditidae
Source: the annotation of a GenBank genome assembly